ACUUCCGAUAUAGCGAUUUUGUUUUUUGUAGUUGUAAAUUUGUUGAAUUAUAAAAUGAAUAAAGGCUGGUUGGAGCUUGAAAGCGAUCCAGGCUUGUUUACCCUUCUAGUGGAAGAUUUUGGUGUGAACAGCAUUCAAGUUGAAGAAAUCUAUGAUCUACAGAAAUCCAUUGAAGGGACUGUCUAUGGCUUUAUAUUCUUAUUUCGAUGGAUAGAAGAACGACGAAGUCGGAGGAAAACUAGCACAGAAGACGAAUCAUUUGUCAUGGAUGAGAACAUAGUUAACAGCAUAUUCUUUGCAAAACAGAUUAUUCCCAACUCGUGUGCCACGCAUGCCCUGCUGAGCGUCCUGUUGAACUCUGAGAAAGUCCGACUCGGAGAAACCUUACAGAAGUUCAAAACAUUUACACAAAACAUGAAUCCUGAGGAUAAAGGCUUUGCCAUUGGGAACAUGGCAGAACUGGCCAGUGCUCACAACAGUCAUGCAAGACCUGAGCCAAAACACCUGCCCGAGAAGCAGCCCACCCUGUCAACAGUGCGCACCAUGGAGGCCUUCCAUUUUGUCAGCUAUGUUCCCAUCUGCGGCAGGCUUUUUGAGCUUGACGGUUUGAAGCCAUAUCCAAUAGACCACGGUCCAUGUGAAUCAAGUCAGAUGUGGACUGAGAAAUUCCGUUCUGUGAUAUCCGACCGACUUGGCAUGGCAACUGGAGGUGAACCCUACCAUGACAUUCGCUUCAAUCUGAUGGCCGUUGUUCCUUGUAAGCGACAGUUAUACGAACACAAGCUGCAGACACUGAAAACAAACAGACAGAUAGUGCUGGAGGCCCUGCAACAGCUGCUGGAUUCUAAGAUGGUAAAAGUAACCACACCGGGUUUGACAUCAGACAACAGGGGCCAAGCUCAUCUGAUCACCGACUCGGUUCAUAUAAAAAACAACCUGUCAAAAGCCGCAGAGAAAAUAUCAAAAUCCCAGUCCCGCGAAUCUUCUGAGCCGCAGACGAACGUGAAGAACUGUGUACACGAUUCUACGGCAGACACCGAAUCCGAGAAGAAACCCAAUCCCACGUCCAUCGACCGCGUGGACAACUCUCUGUCGGAGUGUAAAAACGACGUGCUCAAGGACCCGGAUGGUAUCAAAUCAGAGUGCGGUUUUGAAAACCCGUCGGUGCGGGACAAAGGCGUGAAGAUUCAGAUCUCGGUGAGCGAGGAGAAGGACGGCAGCGUCACGAUUCCCCGGACUGUGUCGCUGACCGACGUCACCAAGCCGCUGACCAUCGAGACCAAGUUUGGCGGCUCGGCGUCGUCGGGACCCAGCAGUGAGAGCACGGACACCGCGUCUGAGGUGGGCAGCGUCUUCAGCUCCCCGGGAGGAAGCUUCCACACACCGUCCUCCUGUCAGAGCAGUCCUCAACUCUCAGCUGAUGGUGCUGCAACAGGUGACGUAAAGACAGAGCCUUCAGACAAUUCCACAACAGCUGCAGUUAAUUGUAACUCAAGUAAGGAAAUUACUGAAGGAAGACCCAAAUCUAAACAUAGAAGUGGAUCACAGGGCUUUUCUCCAAAGGAUCUUCUAGACCUGCUAAAGAAUGUUGAAAAUGAGAUUGAGACUUGUGAAGCAAACCUGAAAGAGGAAAUUGAAAAAAGAAAGAAAUUCAAGAUUGACGACUGCCGUCGGACUCAUAACUACGACCAGUUCAUCACAACCUUUCUUACGAUGCUAGCAGAGCAGGGUCAGCUUGCCCGGCUUGUUGAGCAAAACGUCAACGUGAAAAAACGUCAAGGUGCUCCCAUAGGACGACAGCAGUCCAAAGCUAUAUCCAGAGAUAAUCGAAGUAAGGCACGGGCUAAGCGAAGAAGAUGAAAAUUGCUGCUUGAUUCCCUCCCAAGACAUACAACAUUUCCAACAUUAUGACUCAGUUACUUUACAUGCUGCAAUUGUUUUCUGUUUCAGAAGCCAGACCAGUCCAAAGUGUGGCUACAGAAAACCCCCUGGUUAAUCCAGUACAUGCUCAUUCAAGAGGCUGCAAAAGCUUAUCAUUCAAGAGGCUGCAAAAGCUUAUCAUUCCAAUGCCUGGAAUAUCAAAAACUUGGCCAUUGUUAAACCUUUUCAGUUGAAAAACUAGCUUACCGUGGCCAGUGCAGAAGUAAUAUAUGGUGCUUACAGAUUCGGUGUGUUGAUGCAAUGGGCCAAUGCAAUACAGUUUUCAACACCUUGACUUCCAUGUUUUGCAGUUGGCUUCUAAUUGUAGAGCCUGGCCAGCGCAGAAGUUGUGAUAGUUGUGGAUAUUUGGUGCUGAAAUCAUCAACGGGCAGAUGCAAUAGUGAAUACAUAUAUAAUAAAACAAAUAAAAAAUAAAAUAAAAUAAAAUAAAUAAAUGAGA
Gigantopelta aegis is the source of this 2380-nucleotide messenger RNA. Its product is annotated as ubiquitin carboxyl-terminal hydrolase BAP1-like. Gene Ontology annotation, molecular function: cysteine-type deubiquitinase activity. Lineage: Eukaryota; Metazoa; Mollusca; Gastropoda; Neomphalida; Peltospiridae. Gene Ontology annotation, biological process: protein deubiquitination; ubiquitin-dependent protein catabolic process. Gene Ontology annotation, cellular component: cytoplasm. The record is from RefSeq and is a predicted model, not a curated record. The transcript has 14 exons. The coding region runs from base 55 to 1860 and encodes 601 amino acids.